This is a messenger RNA of Dichomitus squalens LYAD-421 SS1, 1167 nucleotides long. RefSeq lists its product as uncharacterized. The transcript has a single exon. The annotation marks the transcript as partial. Lineage: Eukaryota; Fungi; Basidiomycota; Agaricomycetes; Polyporales; Polyporaceae. The record is from RefSeq and is a predicted model, not a curated record.
CAAUUACGGGACCCCGAUUUCGACGUAGUGCGCUAUUACCGGCAACGGGUAGUAGAGCAGAAGUCUCCGGACCAUCAAGCUUGUUUCCUCGCACGAGGGGAACCCGAGUUCUGUCUCAUGGGGGAUGUGCUCGCUCUAGAGGUCAAGCAUAUUCUUGAAGAAUACCAUCCGUGGCCGGAGGACCCUUUGAACGCGUUCUAUCCACCCCGGCACAUGGUGGUUCAGUAUUACGACGACGUUACGGUGCGAGAUAUGUACCUCAAACGCACCUUGUCAAUACCGGUCAAGUUCCUCUUGAACCCUAGGUUCGACCUGCUGGGCUACUUCGCUCGGCACGUCCGACGGCUUUUCGCGGCUCCGGCCUUUGAGCUUGAUGACCUGGCGGGCGAAUUUCGAAUCCUGUUCACGCGUAAACCGAGCCCUCGCAUCAGUCCACCCAUCCCGCUUUUUGCCGUACGACCAAAGACUCGCCACGCUGAAUCCGAUAACAGCUUGAGUGCGCUACAGCGCAACGCGGCCGCUCCCCGGGAUUUCUCUCGACUCAUCCCGGAACCAGUCGUCGUAGUUGUCCAGGUGAAUGAGCAGCCCGCUCGGGCCCUAGUCGACUCAGGAUCCCUGUCAGACUUCAUGUCUGCAAGGUUAGCACAUCAGUUAGGUCUGGAGGUUUUUGAGCUCACCAAACCUUUGCCUGUGCAGCUGGCCGUCCAAGGGUCCCGCGCAAAGAUUAACUUUGGCUGCCGAGCUCGACUGGAAUACCAGCGCAUCAGGACCGAGAGGUAUUUUGAUGUCAUAAACUUACUGAAUUACGACCUCAUUCUCGGAACUCCAUUCAUCUUCCAACACAAGGUCACAUUGGGACUCAACCCCACCACCCUAGUGGUCGGCAGUCCGCAGGCUCUGCCAAUCGAGGGCCGCCAGGUGCGGACGCUACAGUCACACGCGGCGGACGUGCUGGACAACGUGCUUGAGGCGGCACGAAAGGAGUUGCGUGAGUAUGCGGCUCCCAUUUGCAAGGAAGCUAGUGACUCACCACUACCUCCUUUGCGGACCAUCAACCAUCGUAUCCCCCUUAUAGACCCGGAUAAGGUCUAUACCUGGCGGCCGUCUAAGUGUCCGGACGCUCACAGAGAGAAUUGGCGGGAGAAGCGAGAUGCUUACCUCAAAUCG